UGCUCUUCCACCAGUCGGACGCUAGAGAAGCAGAAGCUCCGCAAGAGGAACAUAGACACAAAGACACAGCGAGAUACACAGGUUCGCACGCACACAGAGACGCAGACAGAUACACACUCGAGAGCCAUGGCGUCCCCGUACUUCCCGGCGCGCGCGGUGCUCUUCCAGAAGGAGCCCAGUGGGGUGACGUACCGCGUUCCGGCCCUUGUCUACCUGCCCGGCUCCUCCUGCUUCCUGGCGUUCUGCGAAGAGCGGCUGAGUCCGGCUGACGCCCAGGCCAAUCUCCUGGUGAUGCGCAGGGGCUCCUACCGCCGUGGCCACGUGGAGUGGGAGGCCAUGAAGGUGCUGCCGUCUGCACGGCUCCAGGGUCACAGCGUCGACCAGGGGGACACCUGGAGCACCGUCACCGACCUCACCGAGAACGUCAUUGGGGACACCAUUAAGGAGUGGGCCACCUUUGCCCUCGGACCCGGACACGGCAUCCAGCUCAAGUCCGGCCGGCUGCUGGUGCCAGCGUAUGCCUACCACAUCGACUGCAGGGAGUGCUUCGGGCGCCUCUGCGUCACCACGCCCCACUCCUUUUGCUUCCACAGCGACACACACGGCCGCACCUGGCGCUUCGGGGAGGCGGUGCCGGCACUGGAGAGCGUCGAGUGCCAGAUGGUCUCCGUUGACCAGGAGGAUGGCACCAACGUGCUCUACUGCAACGCGCGCAGCCCCCUUGGCUGUCGGGUCCAGGCGCUCAGCUUGGACGAUGGGGCCGUCUUCCAGGAUGGACAGCUGGUGCAAAAACUGGUGGAGCCACCGCACGGUUGUCACGGCAGCGUGAUUGGCUUCCCAGCGCCCAUCCGCCUGCCCGGCAGGGCUCAGACUGCUCCUGGUACCACCCAGAAAUUCCUCACCCCCACCUGGGUGGUCUACUCCCACCCCACGUGGCCCAACACCCGCAGGGACCUCGGCGUGCACCUGAGCCCCUUCCCCCGUGACCCGGACAGCUGGUCCGAGCCGUGGGUCAUUUACAAAGGCCCCAGCGCCUACUCGGACCUGGCCUGCAUUGAGCCGCCGUCCCCGGGCUCCGCCUUCGGCACCGUCUUCGCCUGCCUCUAUGAGAGCGGCACGAGGACAGCGUACGACGAGAUAUCCUUCAGCACGUUCACGCUCUACGAGCUCCUGGACAACAUCCCCCAGCGCACACCAGCCUCGGGGCGGGAGAGCGCGCCCUGCGGACUCUGCAGCGUCUCCUAG
Molecule: messenger RNA, 1245 nt
Organism: Scleropages formosus (Asian bonytongue)
Lineage: Eukaryota; Metazoa; Chordata; Actinopteri; Osteoglossiformes; Osteoglossidae
Gene: neu4
Product: sialidase 4
Exons: 5
Coding region: 127-1245 (372 amino acids)
Biological process (GO): oligosaccharide catabolic process; ganglioside catabolic process
Cellular component (GO): cytoplasm; intracellular membrane-bounded organelle; membrane
Molecular function (GO): exo-alpha-sialidase activity
Source: RefSeq, a predicted model, not a curated record